Messenger RNA from Gastrolobium bilobum, 1586 nucleotides. RefSeq names its product monodehydroascorbate reductase, seedling isozyme-like. Gene Ontology annotation, cellular component: cytoplasm. The coding region runs from base 120 to 1421 and encodes 433 amino acids. Gene Ontology annotation, molecular function: oxidoreductase activity, acting on NAD(P)H; flavin adenine dinucleotide binding. The record is from RefSeq and is a predicted model, not a curated record. The transcript has 10 exons. NCBI's taxonomy places the organism in Eukaryota, Viridiplantae, Streptophyta, Magnoliopsida, Fabales, Fabaceae.
UUCCUUUUACACUCGCUUUUCCGAUCACUACAAAACGACGGCAUCCGUUCUCCGAAUUCUCAUAAACCCAAAAACUCACUCACACACAGAGUUUUUCAAUUGCAGCGAUUCAAUUAUCAAUGGCGAAGAGCUUUAAGUACGUUAUUCUCGGAGGAGGAGUUGCCGCUGGUUAUGCAGCAAGGGAGUUUUCCAAACAGGGACUUAAGCCUGGGGAGUUGGCUAUCAUAUCCAAAGAAGCGGUAGCACCUUAUGAACGCCCUGCUCUAAGUAAAGCAUAUCUUCUUCCAGAGUCUCCUGCUAGGCUUCCUGGGUUCCAUGUCUGUGUUGGAAGUGGGGGAGAAAGAUUGCUUCCUGAGUGGUACAAAGAGAAAGGGAUAGAGUUAAUUCUUAGUACAGAAAUUGUGAAAGCUGACCUUGCGGCAAAAUCUCUGACCACUGCCGGAGGAGAAAUAAUCAAUUACCAGACUUUGAUUAUUGCAACUGGCUCAACAGUUAUAAGGUUGACAGAUUUUGGUGUACAAGGAGCUGAUGCUAAAAACAUCUUUUACUUGAGAGAGGUUGAAGAUGCUGAUAAAUUGUAUGAGGCCAUCAAGGCAAAGAAGAAUGGGAAAGCAGUAAUUGUUGGGGGAGGAUACAUUGGUCUAGAGCUUAGUGCAGUGUUGAGACUCAACAAUAUUGAUGUUAGCAUGGUCUACCCAGAGCCUUGGUGUAUGCCACGACUGUUUACGUCUGGUAUAGCUGCUUUCUAUGAGGGAUACUAUGUAAAUAAGGGGGUAAAAAUCAUUAAAGGGACCGUUGCUGCUGGAUUCACUGCUAAUUCUGAUGGAGAGGUAAAAGAAGUUAAAUUAAAGGAUGGCAGGGUCGUGGAAGCUGAUAUUGUUGUUGUUGGUGUUGGAGGAAGGCCUCUAACAACUUUGUUCAAAGAACAGGUUGAAGAGGAGAAGGGUGGAAUCAAGACUGAUUCCUUCUUCAAAACAAGUAUUCCUCAUGUAUAUGCUGUCGGUGAUGUGGCUACUUUCCCUUUGAAAUUGUAUGGUGAAUUGAGAAGAGUUGAACACGUUGAUCAUUCUCGCAAAUCAGCUGAGCAGGCUGUAAAGGCCAUCAAGGCAACUGAGGAAGGAAAAAUAGUUGAGGAGUAUGAUUACCUCCCAUACUUUUACUCUCGCGCAUUUGAUCUGUCUUGGCAAUUCUAUGGCGACAAUGUUGGUGAGACAGUGCUAUUUGGAGACAAUAAUCCAGAAUCACCAAACCGCAAGUUUGGGACAUAUUGGAUUAAAGACGGGAAAGUUGUUGGGGCAUUUUUGGAGGGUGGAACUCCUGAGGAGAACAAGUCUAUUGCUAAAGUUGCUAGAGUCCAGCCUCCCGUAGAGAAUUUGGAUCAACUUGCAAAGGAAGGUCUUUCCUUUGCUAGUAAAGUAUGAUGAUUUUCUUGUUGGAAGGAUGCAAAACACAUGGAGUUUGCUCAGAAUACUUCUGUUUUGGCUUCAUUUACUAUAUAUGCAACAAGGAAACUUUUAAUGUUUUUUCUAAUUUGAUAUCCGAUUGCAAGGGAUAUGCUUUACAAUUUGUCUACUCACAUCAUUAUC